Molecule: messenger RNA, 2416 nt
Organism: Hydra vulgaris (swiftwater hydra)
Lineage: Eukaryota; Metazoa; Cnidaria; Hydrozoa; Anthoathecata; Hydridae
Product: SID1 transmembrane family member 1
Biological process (GO): RNA transport
Cellular component (GO): plasma membrane; lysosome
Molecular function (GO): double-stranded RNA binding; RNA transmembrane transporter activity
Source: RefSeq, a predicted model, not a curated record
AUGUAUUUACUUUUACUUAUUUAUUUUGCAUGGAAAUCUGCAGCUGUUUUUACAAAAUUGCAAAAUGACAGCAGUGUUAUAAUUGGCGAGUUAGAUGUUUUCUAUAAUGGCACCGUUUCAAAUGGAAAGGAAAAAAUGUACUACUUUGAACUUGCAAACAAAGUUAAAAAUGAUUCUGUUGUCCAAAUAUUUGUUAUGGGGCCCAAUUCUACUAAAGAUUUACCAUUACUCUUUGUUGUUCGUCAAAUGAGAGGUGUUAGCUCUUGGAGUGUUCCUUUUACAUCAAAAUCUGGGAAAUCUUAUGAUAAUGUGAAUCACCUGUUGUGUCCACCAUUAAAUAAAAAUUUUCAAAAUAAAACUUUAGAAAAUUUUUAUGUUGAUAUUUCGAACUCUAAUCAUGAGGAUUUAUUUUACUCUUUUAAAGUUUACACACUCAAUUAUGUAAUCAGUUCUAAAAGUGGCAUGCGUUUAUGUGUUGCAAAUCCUGCUCAACCAGUAGUGUACUUAUAUGAGUUUGCAAAUGAUGAGGAGAGGGUCCUUGUUAAAGCUUCAUCAGAAAGCAAAAUUUGUGCAACCAUUGCAAUUCAAGAUUCAGAAUGUCCAUCUCAAAUCGUAUAUUCUGGUGUGUACGCCACAAUGACUACACAAGUUGGAAUAACAGUGGAGAAACAACAUUUACCAUAUGGCAAAUUUUAUAUUGUAAUAAUGGUAGAAGAUACAGAUGAAGCUUGUGUAGUUCGGAGUGGUAAAAUCAAUCCAUUCUCUUCUGGAAGUAUUGAUGUUGAUAAUGGAGAUAAAAGUUUUUUAAGUAAAUUUUCUUCAUCUCGUGAAAAGCGUAUCAACAUAAGUGUUGAAGUUCUCCCAAAAGUUGAGGAAUACUUGAUUCCAGUAAUUGCUCCUACAAUAUUUUUUGGUUCAUUUUAUAUUUUAUCAUUUAUUUUCUUUGUGGCACUUUGGUGCUUGUCAGAAGAUGGUGGAAAAUCGUUUUUCAUGUUUCUUUUGCCAAAUAAAGUUAAAGGUGCUAUUGUUGACACAAAUCUUCAAGAAGAUGAACCACUGCGAACACCAUAUGAUAGUCGAAAUAACACUUAUGGUGAGCGCGUUUUCCAAACUGAUUCACCUGUUGACUCUGAUGGUGACUAUGACUGGUUGGAUGAUAUAGAUCAGAAUAAAGAUGUUUACAGAUUAAAGAAAAACUUAUUUAUAUCUGAUUUAUCAAGAAAGUCACACAAAAAGUUGUCGAAAAAAUUUAAUGUUUAUUACUGGAAUCUUUUAACUGUUGCUGUUUUUUACUCACUACCUGUUAUUCAGUUAGUAUUGACAUACCAACGUGUUGUCAAUGCAAGUGGUGAUCAAGACAUAUGUUAUUACAAUUUUAAAUGUGCUAGACCUUAUCAUAUGCUUAGUGCUUUUAACAACGUUUAUAGCAAUAUUGGCUACAUGAUGCUGGGACUAUUGUUUGUAUUUUUUGUAUUAAGAAGAGAUCGUCUUGCUAAGCAAGCAUAUGCAAAAGAUCCUGUUAAUUCUGAGAGAUAUGGUAUCCCAAAGCAUUUUGGCAUUUUGUAUGCUAUGGGUUAUGCUUUAUUUAUGGAAGGAGUUUUAAGUGCUUGCUAUCAUGUUUGUCCAAAUUACUCCAACUUUCAAUUUGAUACAGCAUUUAUGUAUAUGAUAGGUAUUCUUGGUUGUCUGCGAUUGUAUCAAACAAGACAUCACGACAUAUUCAUGAAUGGACAUUUUGUAUAUGCUGGUUUUGCUGCGGUUAUACUUACUUCAGUUGUUGGUGUGAUAUUUCGCUCUCUUAUGUUCUGGAUAUUAUUUUUAAUAAGUCACAUUUUGGCUUGUCUUUAUGUUUCAUUUCGAAUAUAUUAUGUGGGAAGAAUAAAAACAGCACUUCGCAUGAAUUGGAUUCGUCCUGGAGUUUGGUUUGUAAAGCCUAUAUAUAUGGUUCGCUUUGUGUUGCUUGUCAUUUUCUUUCUUAUAAAUCUGGCUUUAUCUAUAAAUGGUGUGUUGAAUGUUCCUAGAGAUUUUGCUACGUAUUUACUCGGUAUUAUUAUAUGCAAUGGGUUGCUAUAUGUUAUUUUCUACAUCAUUAUGAAAGUACGAAAUGGUGAAAAAAUAAAGGUUCUUGUAAUAUUUUGCGUAUUAAUAUCUCUUAUUUUGUGGGGAAUUUCAAUAUCUUUCUUUGUUCAAGGUCUUACGGACUGGCAGUUAAGCCCUGCAGAAUCACGCGAAGGAAACAAGGAAUGUACUCUUUUGGAGUUUUAUGACGAUCAUGAUUUGUGGCAUUUUCUUUCUGCAACAGCGAUGUUCUUUACGUUCAUGGGGAUUCUAACAAUUGACGAUGAUCUGGAUGAUAAAGAAAGAAUAAAUAUUCCUGUAUUUUAAUGUUUUUUAAAUUUCAUAACUAUAACUGUAA